Messenger RNA from Exophiala spinifera, 501 nucleotides. RefSeq lists its product as uncharacterized. The record is from RefSeq and is a predicted model, not a curated record. Bases 1 to 501 code for a protein of 166 amino acids. The transcript has 2 exons. Lineage: Eukaryota; Fungi; Ascomycota; Eurotiomycetes; Chaetothyriales; Herpotrichiellaceae.
AUGGGGUACCACAGGUCCAACUACCGACCUCUCCAACAGCAUCGGACAGAUUCAUCGCAUGUGUACGGCCUGAACCGGCCAGAAAGCACACUCUGCGUAUGGGACUACAGACCUAGAGGGACAGUUCUACUGAGCGAGAAAAUCAAGAGCGUGGAAGGUGCGGAUGUUGUCAUCAUAGGCUGCAAGCCGGACAUGUUAGCCGCCAUCUUGCAAGGAAUGUGCAAAAGUAUGAAAGAAGCGCUGGCUGAAAAGCUGCUCGUCUCCGUCUGCGCCGGUGUGCCGGUUGAGCAGAUGGGCCGUGUCAUUUACAGCGAUGAAUGUCCAGCCGAUCCGCCAAAGAAUGCAUCCCUGGAAAAUGUUUGGCGUUGGGUGGCCUGGGAGAAGAUCAAUCCAUUAUUCAUUGUGGAAGCAGAACACCAAACUGAUGGCAACAUGUCGAGAAAGAUUGAUUUAAAUUUUACAUCUGAAUCUUCACAUAUUUCCCAUAGCCCUGCCUUAUAG